CACAGCUCCCAUCCCUGAGGCUCGCAGAUGCUGAGGAUGGAGGGAGGCAGCGCGGCGGCGGGCACAGCGCGGGCUGAAGGCGGCGAUGCCCAGGAGGCCGUGGCCAUGGCGCUGGACGGGAUCCGCAUGCCGGACGGCUGCUACGCGGAUGGGACGUGGGAGCUGAGCGUCCAUGUCACCGACCUGGGCCGCGAUGUCACCCUGCGGGUCACCGGCGAGAUCCACAUCGGCGGCGUCAUGCUGCGCCUCGUCGAGAAGCUGGAUGUCAAGAAGGACUGGUCGGACCACGCGCUGUGGUGGGAGAAGAAGAAGACGUGGCUCCUGAAAACUCACUGGACGCUGGACAAGUACGGGAUCCAGGCUGACGCCAAGCUGCAGUUCACGCCGCAGCACAAGCUGCUCCGCCUGCAGCUGCCCAACAUGAAGUACGUGAAGGUGAAGGUCAACUUCUCGGACAGGGUCUUCAAGGCGGUUUCCGACAUCUGCAAAACCUUCAACAUCAGGCAUCCAGAAGAGCUCUCCCUUUUGAGGAAACCCAGAGAUCCAUCAAAGAAAAAAAAGAAGAAGCUGGACGAUCAAUAUGAAGAUGAAGCCUUUGAGCUGGAGGGCCCGCUAAUCACGCCGGGGUCGGGCACCGAUAUUCUUUACAUCGGCCCCGUCAAAGGAAACAUAUAUUCGAGCCCGGGACUGUACAGCAAAACCAUGACGCCAACCUACGACGCUCACGACGGCAGCCCCCUGUCACCCACGUCCGCCUGGUUCGGUGACAGCGCCUUGUCGGAGGGGAACCCGGGCAUCCUGGCCGUCAGCCAGCCCGUCACCUCCCCAGAGUCCCUCGCAAAAAUGUACAAGCCACAGGCGCUCCUCGAUAAAGCCAAAAUCAACCAAGGAUGGCUGGAUUCGUCCCGAUCUCUUAUGGAGCAAGAGGUGAAAGAAAACGAAGCUUUGCUGCUCCGGUUCAAGUACUACAGCUUUUUUGACCUGAAUCCAAAGUACGACGCCAUCAGGAUCAACCAGCUGUACGAGCAGUCCAAGUGGGCCAUUCUGCUGGAGGAGAUCGAGUGCACGGAGGAGGAGAUGAUGAUGUUCGCGGCGCUGCAGUACCACAUCAACAAGCUGUCCAUCAUGUCGUCGGAAAACCACCUGAACAACAGCGACAAGGAGGUGGAUGAGGUGGAUGCUGCGCUCUCCGACCUAGAAAUUACUUUGGAAGGUGGCAAAACGUCAACGAUUCUGGGUGACAUCACUUCCAUCCCGGAGCUCGCCGACUACAUUAAAGUCUUCAAGCCCAAGAAGCUGACACUGAAAGGUUACAAGCCAUAUUGGUGCACCUUCAAAGAUACCUCCAUCUCCUGCUACAAGAGCAAAGAGGAAGCCAACGGGACACCUGCCCACCAGAUGAACUUGAGAGGAUGUGAAGUCACCCCCGACGUGAACAUCUCCGGGCAGAAGUUCAACAUCAAACUCCUGAUCCCCGUUGCGGAGGGGAUGAACGAAAUCUGGCUUCGCUGCGACAACGAGAGGCAGUACGCCAGCUGGAUGGCCGCCUGCCGCCUGGCCUCCAAGGGCAAGACGAUGGCGGACAGCUCGUACAGCAUGGAGGUGCAGAACAUCCUCUCCUUCCUGAAGAUGCAGCACCUCAACCCGGACCCGCAGCUGAUCCCGGAGCAGAUCACGACCGACAUCAACCCCGAGUGCUUGGUGUCCCCUCGCUACCUGAAGAAAUACAAGAACAAGCAGCCAGGCUAUGUAAGAGACUUGAUCACAGCCCGGAUCCUGGAGGCCCACCAGAACGUCGCCCAGAUGAGCCUCAUCGAGGCGAAGAUGCGGUUUAUCCAAGCGUGGCAAUCGCUGCCCGAGUUUGGCAUCACGCACUUCAUCGCGAGGUUCCAGGGGGGCAAGAAGGAGGAGCUGAUCGGCAUCGCCUACAACCGGCUGAUUCGGAUGGACGCCAGCACGGGCGACGCCGUCAAAACGUGGCGAUUCAGCAACAUGAAGCAGUGGAACGUCAACUGGGAGAUCAAAAUGGUGACGGUGGAGUUUGCAGACGACGUGCGGGUGUCCUUCAUCUGCACGGAGGUGGAUUGCAAGGUGGUGCACGAGUUCAUCGGCGGCUACAUCUUCUUGUCGACGCGAGCCAAGGACCAGAACGAGAGCUUAGACGAGGAGAUGUUCUACAAACUGACCAGCGGCUGGGUGUGAGGCCCAGGUACUGUACGCCGAGAGGAAACCCCCCGUGGCCAUAUUAAUAUUUAACUUUAAGAAGCUGUUAUUUGAAAUAUGCUGCUUAAUAAAGUAAGCUUGAAAUGUAUCUUUUUUUUUUUUUUAAUCAUGAAAAUUUUUGCAUUACCAGACCAGUUAAUCUGUGUGCACUAAUGAGCACUUCUGUUAAUUUGCUAUAACGAGACCGUGCCUGGGCCAGGUGAUGCUGCCUGCCCCCUUUACCUACCGAACGUGCCGGCAGAUCGGGAUCAGAUUUGACUGACCUUAAAUAGCCAAAUUCCUAAGAGAACUCUAAGCCAUCUUCUUUAAAAGCCAUCCAGGGCUUUAAUUAUAUGAAGUCUAUUUAUCAUGUUUAAUGCAUGAGUGUUUUAUUUCUUUUUUUUUUUUUUCGUGUUCUUGUUUUUUUUUGUUUGUUUUUUUUUUAAUUCUGUAAAUUUGACCUGUUCGGAAGUUGUCCUACCCAUAAGUAGAAUUUCGAUCUCUCUCCUUUCACACUACAUGCACCAGGACUGCUGCAGGUGCCUGACAUUAUUUUGGAGAUAGCUGCGUGUGGCCUUGAAGACGACCUCCUGUUAGUCUGUUAUAGCUUGGUUUAUUUGUUAACUUUCCUUUUGAUAAUCAUUUAUAUUGUCUCUUUUUUUUUUUUUAUUUUUACACCAUAUUGUAUUAUGACACUUUUAGUAUUCACCAGCAUAGCCACUGUUCUGCCUAUGAUAUGCAAACUUUUUCAUUACAAUAUGAAGUAAAGGUCUAUGAAGUAUAGAUUUUGUGUAACUAAUGUAAAAACACAAAUUUUAUAAAAUUGUACAGUUUUGUUUUU
Molecule: messenger RNA, 3043 nt
Organism: Anas platyrhynchos (mallard)
Lineage: Eukaryota; Metazoa; Chordata; Aves; Anseriformes; Anatidae
Gene: FERMT2
Product: FERM domain containing kindlin 2
Biological process (GO): cell-matrix adhesion; integrin-mediated signaling pathway
Cellular component (GO): focal adhesion
Molecular function (GO): integrin binding
Source: RefSeq, a predicted model, not a curated record